Rhizopus microsporus ATCC 52813 is the source of this 1498-nucleotide messenger RNA. Its product is annotated as Clavaminate synthase-like protein. Lineage: Eukaryota; Fungi; Mucoromycota; Mucoromycetes; Mucorales; Rhizopodaceae. Gene Ontology annotation, molecular function: oxidoreductase activity. The transcript is spliced from 7 exons. The record is from RefSeq and is a predicted model, not a curated record. Bases 200 to 1342 code for a protein of 380 amino acids.
CAUAUUUGGAGUCAUUUAUUGCAUAUGCGAUAUAAAAGCGAUACAUAAUUUCCAUUUACUAAAGUAUUUAUUAUAGAGAAUAUUGUCAAUAUAGUUCCUAUAAACAGUCCGUUGGCUGGGUCUUCUCUCAAUCCCCUUACAGCAUAAACAAUCUUCUUCUUUUUUUCCCUCGAUCAUUCAACUGCAUUUUAUUAACAAAAUGACCUUUACUAUUGAACCUAUCGUACCUUCAGCUAAACAAUCGGGUGUUGACUUUGGUGCAAUCAUAAAUGAUCUUGACCUUGAAAAGAUAACACCUGAAGACUUUGAUAAAUUAUAUGAAGCAGUCUAUACAUACCAAGUCGUUGUUGUAAGAAACCAAGGCCAUGUUACUCCUCAUACCCAGUAUGAGCUAACCAAACGCUUCGACCCACAAAACAUUGACAUGUAUGGCCACGGCGGCAUGUACCGUGCUUCUGAAUCUGUUAUUGCAAGAGAUAUAUCGCCUUUACCAGUACAGCCUCAGGUGCAACUGUUGGGCAAUGGUAUAGUUCGAAAUCACUGUGGUAUUGAUGAAAAAAAACUGGUCCAUCCUAGUCAUACCGUUUUCCACAAGACACCUCUAACAAAGGAACAAAUGGAUGCUGGCUACACUCGAUUUUACCGUUGGCAUAUGGACGCCGCUCUUUAUAAGCUAAAUCCUCCCAAAGUAACAACUUUGUUUGGUAUUAAAAAUCCUAGUUCAAGAAGGGAAGUUGUUCGAUAUGAUGAUGGAACAGGUGAUGAACUAGAAGUUCAGCUAGGCACUACAGCUUUCAUUUCUGGACAAAAAGCGUUCGAGAUUCUGUCUCCUGAGAUGAAAGAGCUCGCAUUUAAAACUCAGGUGAAAUAUGCAGCACAUCCUUAUGUUUGGAUUUCAAAAGCAAAAGCCCAUUCCACAGGUUUAGGCAUGGUAUCAGAAGGAAAAGAACUUCCAAAGGAAGAAUUACCUCCAAUUGAUGAAAAGGAUAUAAAAAUAUAUCCAAUGUUAUGGAAGAAUCCAGUGACUAACAAGAUUCAUUUGCAAGUUCAUCCUGCAGCCGUGGAAGAUUUAAUUAUUGACGGAAAGCCGGUUGGUGACUUGGAGAAAGUCCGAGAGCUCAUCUAUAAAAUUCAGAGGCCAGGCAUCAGUCCUGAAAAUGUCUAUGCUCAUGAAUGGAAGGAUGGUGAUUUUGUUAUCUUCCAUAACCGUGGUGUUCUUCACUCAGUCGUGGGUAGUUUGAGAGAAGAUGAUUUUAGGUUAUUUCAUCAGUGCAAUAUUGCAAGUGCAGAUGAACCAGUGCCUGUUACAGAACAAGACUUUGCGCCCUAUAAACAUAACUGAUUGAUACAAAUAAACAAUUCGUACAUUUUCUUGUCCACUUUCUUUUUGUUUUAUAGGAAAAAUUAUAUGCACGAAAAAAGCCCACGGCAAAGUGGCUAAUGGUAUGGGUGCUUCCAUGGGGCGCUAACUGUCAUUUCAUUUUACAACUUCACACUA